AUGCUCCGAUCACUUCUCUCAAGAUCUUCCCUGCACGCCUCUUUCCAGCGACCGAUCCUCGCAACCCGAACUCUAGCCACAGCCUCAAACUUUGUCAAAAUCGUCGAAGUCUCUCCCAGAGACGGCCUGCAAAACGAGAAAGCCAUCGUCCCCACCGCAACUAAGAUCGAGCUUAUUCGCAGGCUGGCCGAGACGGGGGUUCCGGUCAUCGAAGCAGGAUCUUUCGUUUCGCCCAAGUGGGUUCCUCAGAUGGGCGAUACACCCGAAGUGGUUUCGGGGAUGUCAGUCGACUCGUCCAAAUCCUACCCUGUUCUGGUGCCAAACAUGCGUGGCUUGGAGGGGUUAUUCAAGCUACUUAGUGGAUAUGAAGGGAAGAAGAAACCGACGGAUGAGAUCGCCAUCUUCACCGCCGCUUCUGAAUCUUUUUGCAAAGCCAACACAAACUGCUCCAUUGACGAAUCUCUGCAGAGGCUCGAGGAGGUUACAAGUAGAGCGAAGCAAGCAGGGUUGAAAGUGAGAGGGUAUAUCAGCACAGUAGCAGGGUGUCCGUAUGAAGGCCGCAUAGACCCCGAAGCCGUCGGCCGUGUCUCAAAAGCGUUGCUCAACAUGGGCUGCUACGAAAUCUCGCUCGGUGAUACAAUCGGCGCCGGAACACCAUCCAUCAUGGAAGCUGCACUUAAUGCCUCCAUUCGACACAGCAAUGCUUUGCCCGAGCAAUUUGCAGCACACUGUCACGAUACAAUGAACACGGGAUUGGCUAAUGUCUUGCACAUGGUCAGGUUGGGUGUAAGGACAGUAGACUCGGCUGUAGGUGGACUUGGCGGGUGCCCGUACUCACCAGGCGCGACAGGCAACAUCGACACAGAAAGCGUCGUCUUUGCGCUGCACAAUGAAGGCUAUGAAACGGGAACGGAUCUGGAUAAGUUAGUGGACUUGGGCGAAUGGAUCAAUGGCGAGAUUGGGAGAAGCAAUGCUAGUAGCGCGGGGAGGGCGGUGUUGGCUCAGCGAAAGAUCAAGGCUGAGAGAGCAGCCAAGGCGCAGGAAGCUAAAUUGUAA
Messenger RNA from Ustilago hordei, 1056 nucleotides. RefSeq lists its product as uncharacterized. The coding region runs from base 1 to 1056 and encodes 351 amino acids. The record is from RefSeq and is a predicted model, not a curated record. Gene Ontology annotation, biological process: ketone body biosynthetic process; L-leucine catabolic process. NCBI's taxonomy places the organism in Eukaryota, Fungi, Basidiomycota, Ustilaginomycetes, Ustilaginales, Ustilaginaceae. Gene Ontology annotation, molecular function: hydroxymethylglutaryl-CoA lyase activity. The transcript has a single exon.